AUGCAGACCUUCCGCUACGACUAUCUUCCCACAGAAAUCUCGACAACACAUGUCGCGCUUUACGCCGAUGUACAGAACUCUGCUGCCCUGAGAAGCCGCAUCGUGCGCGCAAGCCAACUGGAAGGCGCCGAGGGUGACGCCGAGCGCGAAGCCGUGAACUUUGCAUUCAUCGAAGCUCGUCUCAUAUGCAGUAUUCUACACCUUCAGACGGCCGUCUACCAAGCCCUUCUCGCGCAGGCACAGGGAGCGCUCCGCACGAAGACAGUGCACUCCGAGAUCCUCUGGGCUCUGAACCCGACAAAUAAUAUCACCGAGGCCAUCCGACGCUAUGGUGUUGCAGACGCGACUAAGUCUCUGAUAGUGGUCCGGAUAUGCUCGCCAGACCUGGAUCGUGAGGACGUCAAGGGGCAGAUGCAGAAGGUGGUCGAGGGCACACUCGUCUCGCUUGAGGAACUGUCAAAUAUAACGGACUGGGCAAGCAUCAAGAAGUACUACAAGCUAAAUGGAGAAGCAGCGGUGAAGGCGGCCGCGAAGGAUGCCGCACGAGAACGAGCGAUUGUGAACGAAAUCGUUACGAGCUCCGUGGCGAUGAAGAGUGUGAUGGGUUGAGCAGCCGUUGCUGUCCUACCCAACCCUCCUCCAGCACAAUCCAGGCGGAGGUAGGCCAUACAAAAAGCGUAUAGCGGAUAAUGCGCGUUUUUUAUGUUGUAGAAGUACCCCAGAGCUAUGUACGCUAGCGUUGUAAAAUAC
Molecule: messenger RNA, 750 nt
Organism: Trametes versicolor FP-101664 SS1
Lineage: Eukaryota; Fungi; Basidiomycota; Agaricomycetes; Polyporales; Polyporaceae
Product: CGI-121-domain-containing protein
Exons: 5
Coding region: 1-609 (202 amino acids)
Biological process (GO): telomere maintenance via recombination; tRNA threonylcarbamoyladenosine modification
Cellular component (GO): EKC/KEOPS complex; nucleus; cytosol
Source: RefSeq, a predicted model, not a curated record